Molecule: messenger RNA, 1293 nt
Organism: Rotaria sordida
Lineage: Eukaryota; Metazoa; Rotifera; Eurotatoria; Philodinida; Philodinidae
Source: the annotation of a GenBank genome assembly
AUGGCGAUAGAUUCUGAAAAUGAUAUCUCAGAUAUUUUUCUUGAUGAUAAUUUUUUAAAAGAUUCUUCUUUGAAUGGUGAUCCUUUAUAUGAAAUUGGUAACAGUCCUAUUAAACCAACAAUUAAACGUCCAAAACCUACCCUAAAUUGUGUUGUUUGUGGUGAUCAUGCAUUUGGAUACAAUUUUGAUGCCAUUUCUUGUGAAUCAUGUAAAGCAUUUUUUCGUCGCAAUGCAUUACGACCACCGGGCGACCUUAAAUGUCGUGGUAAUGGUCAUUGUGAAGUAAAUGUUGAAAAAAGAAAACGAUGCAAAAAAUGUCGAUUAGAUAAAUGCUUUAGAAUGGGAAUGCGCAAAGAAUGGAUUCUUACCGAACACGAUAAACAAAAAAAAAAGAAUAAAGUUGAACAAAAUCGUCGUCAAAGACAACCACAUGUAAACGUUCCAGGACGUCGUCGACGCUGUAUAAAAUAUUGGAAAACUCUUGAAAAUGAUUCAGUUGUAGAUAAAAUUGAUCUAUCAAUACCUGAUGAUAUUCCACUAAUGACCGAAUUAGAUUGGGCAAGAAUUCAUCAAGUUCAACAUGCAUACAAUCAAGCAACAGCAUUAAAUAAAGUCAUUGGCGUUCCAUUAUAUCCAGCAACUCAACCAAUACAUUCACCACUUGAACUUAUUCGAAUUCCAACUUAUUUAGCAUCGAUACGUCUUAUAACUUUUAUGAAAAAAAUUCCUGAAUUUGAUUUAUUUGAUUCAGAAGAUCGUGUUACACUUGUUAAACAUAAUUUAUUAGCAGUUGUUUUUAUGCAUGCUGUUCUAUUAUAUAAUCCACUUGCUGAUACUUAUCAUGAACAUAAUACAGAAGAUCCUAUAUUUCAAGGCAAAGAUUGGAUUGAAAUACUUGGUGAAGAAUUUUAUCAUCAAUUAACAAAUGUAACAACGAAAUUAAUUACAAUAUUUCAAUACGAUCGUGUUAUUGUUAAAGUAUUUUUAUUACUUAUUCUAUUUACAAAAGGUUUUUGUGGUUAUGAUAUAAUUCAUGAACCAUCAUUAAGAAAUCAUUUAAUUGUAUUUGAUACACAAAAUCUUUAUCUUGAAUCACUUUAUAAAUAUUGUUUACAUCAUUAUGGUUUGGUGAAAACCGUUACUUUAUUUACACGUUCUCUUAAUGAAAUAUUUGUUAUUCAACGUUUAGCUGUUCAUUUAAAAGAUUUUGUACAUAAUCAUAUUGAUGCAUCACAAUUAUCGCCAUUGAUGCAAAGUGUUUUACAGUUAACAGACUCAAAUUCAUCCGUAUAA